AUGCCUGGAUCGCCGAAACGUAUCGUCCUAGAGAAAUCGCGAACUGUCCGUCGUCGAUAUCAACGCAGCAACAAACGUCUCAAGUUCACAGCAUCUCAGAUCGCGCGAAUAGAACGGGAUGAAGAACGCGAGCGCAAAGCGCAGAAGCUUCGGGAGAGGGAGAAGAAGCGCAUAACCAACAAGAAAAAGAAGGCCGAGAAAGAAUUGAAGGCUCGCGAAGAACGACGACGACUUGGUAUACCCGAUCCCGAUGCACCCACUGUUCCGUCAAGCCAACCGUCGCUAUUCAAUUUUCUUAAGAAGGGCCCUCAAGGCCCUGCGGAGCAAGAGACGACAUGUGAAGAUACGGAGCCUGAUACUAUAAGCACGGAAGUGGAUACUAGCGAGGACUCGAACCCGGAGGAUGAACCAGACGACGCGGAAGCUGUCAGUCUAGAAGUUAGUAUCGACAGUGUCGGUGGAGAUACGGAACCUCAAGAGGUUAAUUGCGGACAGAGAGAUGACGACGAAUUUUCCGAUUGCUCUAUCUUCGACGAUGAAGACAUUAUCAAGGAAGCUGAAAUUGUCGCGGUCUCACAGAGUACUGCUCAUACAGAGCCGGAGAAAAAGGAGCACAAAGAUCAAGUAGCCCCGCCAGUCCCGAUCAGUUUACCAGCAGGGGAAUCCUUCCGAGAUGAUACAGCUAUCUUGCUGGAAGAAUUUGCUGAUGAACUCGUUACCGACGAGGAAUUCGAACAGGAAUUGCUCCGGCUCGAUGCAGGAUGA
Messenger RNA from Aspergillus nomiae NRRL 13137, 765 nucleotides. RefSeq lists its product as uncharacterized. The record is from RefSeq and is a predicted model, not a curated record. The transcript has a single exon. Lineage: Eukaryota; Fungi; Ascomycota; Eurotiomycetes; Eurotiales; Aspergillaceae. The coding region runs from base 1 to 765 and encodes 254 amino acids.